AUGCUCUUCGCUCUCACAUUCUCUUUCCCAGGUUCUUACAUUCUCUCCCGGCAUUUUGCGUUCUUGAUCGCUGCUUUGCAAAACCCUCCAGCGGCCCUCUGUCUGGUGGUUCUCGCUUUCAUGGCUACUGACUGGCAACCCGGCUGUAUGGUCCCUCAGAUUCCCCCGGCUCUGGAGAGUCUAUCUGCCCAUUCGGACCGGGCUCUUCAGAAUACAUCUGGGAAUGUUCAGUCCUAUUCAGAUAGCUUAGCCUACAGCGAUGCCACCGUGCGGGAUGACCAUCAUUCCCAAUAUGCUGUCAAGUACUCUCACCAUCCUCCGGUCCCUGCCCACCCGUUGCCUAGUGCUUCCAGUUACCACCAUCCUCAGGUGCUAGCCAACCGGUUCCAGACCAAGAAGCUUCGACGGCUGCAAUCUUUUGGUCCCAGUGUGGGCGGAUCACGUAGGGGAAGGAGUUAUCUGAAAUCCCAGAAGUAUCUGGAGUAUCGGGCACGACCUCGACGCGACACGGGAAAGGAUGGAGAGCCAGUGUGGUCGGAUGAGCUGGAGGACGCUUUUCAACAGGCCCUUGAGGCAAAUCCUCCCAUGGGUAGAAGAAAGUGGUCUGAACACGGCAAGUCGUACGGACGCAACGAGCUGAUUGCCGAGUUUAUCUUCAAGGCAACGGGAAAGAAGAGAAGCCGGAAGCAGGUUUCGAGUCACCUUCAGGUUUUGGAUUCGUUCCUCAAAGGGGAUCCUGAUUGGGAGCGGCUCGUGCGAGAGCAAGCUUCGGACCGUUCUAGCAGCCAGUCUCACUCCAUCGGCCCCAAGUGGAGGAGCCCUGUUGAGCUUCCCUUGUCAAGCCACUAUGGCCACCAUUUGCACAAUCCCUACAAUGAUCAUUUGCGGCUGGUCCAGCCCUACCCCGGGGAGCUACCUCCGCCACACUUCGUUCUCAACCCAACGAUGCGUGAUCCUUCGGUCCACACCAUCCACGGUCUCAGUUUCGGGAUGUGGGUGAAUGCGCCGCACCGACAGGAUAUGAUCGAGAACGCCUAUCAUGAAUACACCCGUCUUCAGGGAGACCAGCGUCUUCCCGUGGCGCCGCCCACGCCCUUGGAAAAUCUGGCGGGCUGGCGAACUAGCUUUCCUCAUCUGAACUCGCUGAUGGCGGACCUUAACCGUCCUCUCAACUGCGAGAUCAUCUACCUGGAGGCCAGCCUCAACCUGAUGGACGACUUCCCUCCUUCCCGCUCCAGCCUGGGGAUCCACAUGGAACUGGACUUUGCCCGUCCUGCCACGAACGAUGCUCCCAUGGUGAAUCAGAUGGACAACUGGGUCUGCAAUACGCUGAUCUACGAUAAUGGCCAGGAAAUGGAGGCUGCUUUGGGCAAAGAACUGGGCAAGCCAUCGUCGACCAAGGUGACGCGACUGUUUGAACCCAAGUGGUGGGCCCGGCUUUUUACCCAACUCACGCAGGAAAGAAGGCAGAUGGCGGAGGAAAACCCGGGACAUCCUGAAGCUGCCGAUGAGCGAUCCAGACAGUUCCUGCGCACCAUGUCGGUGGUGCAAGAGAUUCGGGCCACGCCGCCUUCCCGACGACACUCCAUCAACCCAUACGCUCCCCAACCGGAGGAGGACAGCGUGCCCAUGGCCAUCUUGCUCUGGAAGUUCCGCCAGACACGACCAGGCGAGGUUGGCACCACCACCUGGCAGAGGCUCAUCCCUCCGCCAGACCGCAUCACGACCAACAGUCCGCGGCCAGCCGCUGCCGCCAACGACGUCCAUCCUCUAUCCCUCGAUUCCAUCCUGCUGAACAAACCCACCCCUAAUGCCUACCAGGCUCUACCACCCCCUCCGCCCGCUCCUCCUGUUGCUCCCCAUUCCCAUCACCAUCCUCCUCCUCCUCAACCUCAUGAUCUGCUUCAGCACAACGGGACGUCGCAGUCCCCGUGGCCAAUGUACCCCCCACCGCAGGAGAACAUGUACUCGACGGGCCACUUUGAUUUCCUUCAGUCGAUCACCAAGCCCGAGGACGGCCUAAGCGACAAGACGGCCGUCACCUCGGUCCUGGACCCCUUUCCACCCCUCCCGCCCCAAGGCACCAGCCAACCGGCUGCACACCUCAACGGCUCCAGCGGCAGCGGAGGAUCCGUGAUGCUCAACGUGCCCGAUAUCCUCUCGCACCCUAACCUGGGCGGUUACAACAUGGGCCACGACGGCCACUACCACGACAACAGCAAUGUGCUGAACAACAUCUUCGGCAGCGGGUCGCAUUCCAUCGACGAGAUGGGCCACAGCCAGGCGGAGUGGUCGACGCCUUCCACCACCAUCCCUGGCGAUGUCGGAUCUGGGCAUUAUACGACGCAUCUGCAGUUCCCGUCGUCGGAGAGCCACGUACCUGUCUCGCGCGAGCCACAUCAGUCAAACACCUUCGAGGGACUCAUGGGACAUGACGAUCUCAUUGACAAACUGGUCGGGAAUAUCCCUGGCGAUCCGGGUAUGAAUGGAGCGGGACCUGAUCAUGCCAGUUCUGCGUAUGCGGAAAACAGCGCUGUUGAACCAGUUCAAUAG
Aspergillus melleus is the source of this 2553-nucleotide messenger RNA. RefSeq names its product transcription factor AbaA (gene abaA). The record is from RefSeq and is a predicted model, not a curated record. The coding region runs from base 1 to 2553 and encodes 850 amino acids. The transcript is spliced from 4 exons. Gene Ontology annotation, biological process: regulation of transcription by RNA polymerase II. Gene Ontology annotation, molecular function: DNA-binding transcription factor activity, RNA polymerase II-specific; RNA polymerase II cis-regulatory region sequence-specific DNA binding. Gene Ontology annotation, cellular component: transcription regulator complex. NCBI's taxonomy places the organism in Eukaryota, Fungi, Ascomycota, Eurotiomycetes, Eurotiales, Aspergillaceae.